GAAAGUAGGGUUAUUUUGAAGAGGGUUGUGUUUGGUAUAAUUAUUAAUAAUCCUGUUUUAACAGUUUAGUUUAUAAUAAUUUAAUCUACAAGUGUCAACUGAUAAUUAAGAUGCAGAAGGAUCAAUUAUUUAAUUUUCGUAAAACAAUUAUAUUGAUAUGAUAAUUUUGUAAAGAAAGUUAUUUUGCGUUUUUAUCAGUCUUUUAAGACAUUUUGGGUAGUAAACCAGAAAUGUUAUGUUGACUUACACUUGGGAAAUAGGAUCGCUAGCAACUAACAAGUACUUUAAAGGAGAUGAUAUACAGAAGAUUAGUGUCAUUCAGUCAUUGCCUCAGCUUUUACAAUCAAAUGCACAAGCAGUGCAUUCUCGCGUUAUUCCAAAAAUUCAGCAGGAUUUACCAAACUCCUCAUCUGAAUUUAACAUUAUAGUCAGUAAAACAUAUAAAGCAUUGAUUCAAAAAAAAAUACCAAUUGAUGCAAUGAAUGCAGUAUAUCAAGGAAUUGAAUCGCGAGAUCCAGUUGUUUCUAAUGCAUGGUUUGAUACAUUAAUUGAUGUUGUAAACGUCCUUGAUGAGGCACAGGUAAAAGGAAAGGUUCUGCCAUUUGCUAGAGAUAAAUCUAGUUUAAACCAGCCACUUUAUCAUAGGGUAGCAAGCUGUAGAAUAUUUGGAGCAGCAGCCGGUUAUGCAAAGUUUUCAUCAGCAGACGUCAAAAGAGAAGUUUUACCUUCAGCUCAAAGCUUAUGUCAGGAUUGCCACCCAGAAGUCAGAGGUGCAAUAGCUACUCAAAUUCCACUUAUUAUGAAAGGAUUAGGCUCAAGCCCAGAAAAAUCUGUUUUACUUCCAUGUCUAGUGGAACUUGCCAAUGAUGAAAAAGUUCCUGUUCGAUCAGCAGCAGUAUCUGCAAUAGUUGGCUGUUUACCAUAUCUUACUCAUGAAACAGUUAAAGAUACUAUAGUACCACUAGUAAAGCGACUAUAUGAAAAAUACUUGGAGGCAACAGAUUCAACCACUGUUAUGUUGGCCAAGGAUAUGGGAGCUAUAAUGAGAACAAUAGAACCAUACUUAACUUCAUCAGUUGUUGAAUGGUAUUUGAAAACAUAUAAAACUCUAGCCGCCAAGGGUAAGCCAGCAUCUGUUCGAGAAACAUUAAUAUCUCAGGCAGUCAUGUGUAGAGAUCAUUGCGCAGCAAACUUGCCCACGUUAGCUGAAAUAACUCUGGUUAAAAUUCCAGACAAAUUUGAUUUGUUUUAUGCAACAUUCAAAAGUUUAGCGGGGGAUCCCUGUUAUAUCAUAAGGCGCACAGUAGCUGAACAUUUCCAUGAAGUUUCAGAUUUAAUAGGGAGCAGAAACAACACAUUGAAGCCAGAACUAAUUAAUUUAUUAAAAGAUGACGUUGACGAAAUCGUGCAGGCGUUAGUGAUGAAUUUGGAUUUGACUUUACAAUCAUUUACUACGCAACGUUACCUUUCGAAAAGAAAUUCGGAACCAAUGACUCUUGAAAUAGGAAAUGCUUUACUCAAAUGUCAAAAUCAUCUGGUGAAAGGCAACAAUUGGCGAUUACUAACUAAUUUUUUAAACAGAUUGCAGUACUUAACCAAUUGCAUGCCUUCUGACUACCUCCAUCAAAAUUUUACUCCUACAAUUUUAAAUAUUGCAACGGAAGGGAGAGCUAAGCCUGUAAGAUUAGAGGCUUGUCGCACCCUACUAUGGUUUUUAAGCAACAACGUCAAGGAAACGCAAAGGCAAUGGUUACGAGAUAGUUUAAUAUCAAAUCUAUGCUAUUCUCCGAGUUUUUAUUCCCGCCAAAUUUUCGUGAAGUUAUGCUCAGACGCUUUGGAAAUAUUCAACAGCAAAUAUUUCAAAGAUUACUUCUUCAUACCGCUUAUAUCACUGAUAGACGAUAAAAUACCAAAUAUACGUUAUGGUAUUGUAUUACUGAUGCCUAGACUUAGAUUGACUCUCACGACCCAAGACUCCGUUUUACAUAAACUCUACAAUAAUGCGUUACAAAAAUUAAAAUUCAACGAAAAGGAUAGAGAUGUGAAAAGAUGUUUUGAAGCUAACAAAAAAGAUCUCGAAGGGCCCAUAUCGCCAACGGUAUUAGAAAACAUGGCAAAACUAGAAAAAAAGAAACAGGAUUCAGAACAGACGAUGUAUCUUAGAAGAAUUAGUGAUACCGUAUAUCAAAAAACAACAUUACCCACCGAAAAUAUUAAUAAUCAGACAAUCAGACCUCCUACUGCUGCAAGUGGGAACAAGCCUUCAAAUAACAAUAUAGUAAGAAGUACUAAUGAGAAAACGCCAACGUCAAACUUAAGUACUCCUAAAGUGACUUCUUCUAAUACAAAAGGCGACAUGACAUUCCUAGAACAGCAUUUUUACGUAGACGCAGGCAUUGUAUUUCCAACUAGUAGUAGUAGUAGUAAUAGUAGUAAUAAUAAUAACAAUAACGAUUGUUCAACAUCGGUCAAAGUACACAAAGAAAAGGUCUUAAUAAACAAGCCCGAUCAGCAGGUAACUUUAAACGUAACCGACGAUGACAAAUAUAAAAUUAGAAUGAAAAGUCUCCAAUUAAAUUAUACAAAUAUUAAUGACACCCGGGGUAUCCCAAAUAAGCGUCAUUCGAGUUUUUACCCUUCGGAGGGCUUCGGGAGCAUCAAUGAUAAAAUCGAAAAGCGCAAAAGUCUUGAUAUAACAUUAAAAGAAAAUAGCAAAAUUCCAGUGUGCUUAAAAACCAACACUCUUCGUCAUGAUAAAUCGAUGGAAGCUUUCCGAAAGUUAAAUGUAAAAGCUAUAAAACCUAAUGUGACGACUAACAGUCAAAGUAAAUGUAUUUCAUCAUUGGAUACCAAGAAUACUUCAAACAAAAGCAAUUCAUCAAAAGAAAAUAGAUAUCGAACGUCGCUACUUCCUGUUGCGAAGGUGUAAGUAAAUAAAGUGCAAAAUAACUUUAAAAGUAAAAAACUGAACAACAAGAAAACAUACGGUUACAGCCAGUUAGUGAUUAGUUAGUAACUCACUAAAUAAAAAACUAAGUAAACAUGCUUUAAGUUUAAUCAUUUGGUCAUAACUGGGACAUCGGAUACGUAAGUCAGACUGGUUGAUUAUUUACUGAAGAAUGAGAGAACAUAAUUUUUUUUUAAUAAUAAAUACGAAUUUAACUUGUUGCGUGGAUUUAGUACUGAAUAAAUUAGUUUCAACAGUAAUUAUACAAUUUUACAUUUUAUGAAUAUUUCGUUACUUAACGCUGUAAGUUUGUUUUUGUGUUGUAACAAUUUUACUUACCGCUUUUAUAAGUUUUUGUAAUAAGUUGAAAUGUUUGUAGAAUUUGUAUUUAAGUGGCUGCUUAAU
Molecule: messenger RNA, 3352 nt
Organism: Agrilus planipennis (emerald ash borer)
Lineage: Eukaryota; Metazoa; Arthropoda; Insecta; Coleoptera; Buprestidae
Product: serine/threonine-protein phosphatase 4 regulatory subunit 4-like
Exons: 12
Coding region: 236-2929 (897 amino acids)
Cellular component (GO): protein serine/threonine phosphatase complex; cytosol
Molecular function (GO): protein phosphatase regulator activity
Source: RefSeq, a predicted model, not a curated record